This is a messenger RNA of Notothenia coriiceps (black rockcod), 737 nucleotides long. Its product is annotated as zinc finger CCCH domain-containing protein 18-like. Gene Ontology annotation, molecular function: RNA binding. NCBI's taxonomy places the organism in Eukaryota, Metazoa, Chordata, Actinopteri, Perciformes, Nototheniidae. Gene Ontology annotation, cellular component: precatalytic spliceosome. The transcript has 5 exons. The record is from RefSeq and is a predicted model, not a curated record. The coding region runs from base 244 to 714 and encodes 156 amino acids.
ACUACUUCCCGGGUUCUCACUUCAGUGUCUGUCUCUUCCAGGCAAACUGUGAGUGGAAGUGUUAGUGGAAGCAGUUAUUCUGGUUCUAGCUCCAGAUCCAGAUCAUCCUCCAACUCCCUAUCUCGCUCACGCUCCGGAUCCAGAAAAUCCAGGAAAUCCAGAUCUCUGAGUGUGAGCAGCGUGUCCUCCGUGUCCUCGGCUUCGUCCAGCAGCAGCUCGGUGCGCAGUGCAGACUCAGACGACAUGUAUGCUGACCUGGCCAGCCCUGUGUCCUCCGCCAGCUCCCACUCCCCCACCACCAAUCACCCCCGCAAGGAGCGAGUGCCGGUGCGGGACCGGCCUCCACAAGGCAGAGACAAGAUCAGGGAGAGACCAUCAAAAAAAGAGGAACCCUUCAGAGAGGACCGCAGGAAGAUGGACCCGUCUAGUGCCACACUAAGAGGGGGCCACCCUGGGCCCAGGUCAGGACCUGGCAGCAGGGGGGGCCACCAUGUACAUCCCCCACCUGGCUCCAUGGGCCCCCCAGGAAGCUAUGGAGGUUCAGGUUCCCACAAAGACAUCAAACUCACCCUCCUCAACAAGCAGGGAGAUAAGGGCAGCAGGAAGAGGUACCUGCCUGCAGACAAAGAGCGGCCCUGCUCCCCCCUCAGUAAGAGGAUGGCCAUGUCUCCAGACAGAGGUGAGAACCAACCACCGCGCAACAGCGGUAAUUAAAGUUUCAAAGUCUCAAAAAUGCU